Molecule: messenger RNA, 1045 nt
Organism: Melanaphis sacchari
Lineage: Eukaryota; Metazoa; Arthropoda; Insecta; Hemiptera; Aphididae
Exons: 7
Coding region: 357-992 (211 amino acids)
Biological process (GO): vesicle-mediated transport; protein secretion
Cellular component (GO): Golgi membrane
Source: RefSeq, a predicted model, not a curated record
GUAUCCAUAGACAUAAGUUCUAUGGUCAUAUUACAAUUUACAAUUAUUUCUAAUCAUAAAUUCAUAAAUUCGUGGGAUCUUCAUGGUUCAUUUCAUAGUGCUUCGUAAAUUGUAACUCGUCAAUCGUCAUACGAAUAUUUUACGUGUAUACGAUUUUCAUUUUUUAGUAGAAUUAGUCUAUUACUUAAACUCUGUUUAGAGUUUUAGACCAUUCAAAAGUCUGCGCAUUAUAAUUUUAUAAUUACAAACGUAAUCAUGAAAUAUAACACUGUUUGAAUAUUAUGUAGCCCCUCGGCCAAUACUCAAUUCAGUGGUACUUAUCAAUAUUAACACAAUUUCUUGUCUGCUGCAAAUAAAUGGAUCCUCUCAGUGACGAUACUAUCCCAUUUGGAGAGGAGAACAUAGAAAAUUCUUCACAAUUACCGCAUCCAUAUGUAACAUUUUUUCAUUUGUUCUUCAGAGUGUCUGCUGUUGUCAUCUAUUUUUUCGGAAGAUUAUUUACUGAAAGCUUUAUCACAUUAUUUGUUCUUAUAAUUUUAUUAUUAUCCAUGGACUUUUGGAUUGUGAAAAACAUAACAGGUCGUAUUAUGGUCGGACUGAGGUGGUGGAAUUAUGUAGAUGAUGAUGGUGUUUCGCAUUGGGUUUAUGAAUCAAAAAAGGGAUCUGUGCAGCAUCGAGUAAAUUCUAGUGAAUAUAGAAUAUUUUGGGCUGGACUAUGGUCUAUCACUGGAAUGUGGAUUUUAUUCUUUAUCACAUCAUUAUUUAGCAUCAAUUUUAAAUGGAUGUUAUUGGUCUGCAUAGCGUUGACUUUGAACAUUGCAAAUUUAUAUGGUUAUAUAAAGUGUAAAGGAGGAAAUCAAGAAAACUUGGGAAUUUCUUCAAUGGCCAGUAGUUUUAUUUUUCAAAAUAUUGGAAAAGUAAGAGAUACAAUGUCAAACUUAAAUAACCCUCCAAGCAAUACACCGAAUUUAAAGCCAACUGGUAUUGUUUAGUAUUAAAAAAUAUAUGGAUUGUUACUUUAACUGUAUGGUUAAUUUAAAUUAUA